Messenger RNA from Penicilliopsis zonata CBS 506.65, 582 nucleotides. RefSeq lists its product as hypothetical. The coding region runs from base 114 to 440 and encodes 108 amino acids. Lineage: Eukaryota; Fungi; Ascomycota; Eurotiomycetes; Eurotiales; Aspergillaceae. The record is from RefSeq and is a predicted model, not a curated record. The transcript has a single exon.
CUCUACUACAACUACUUUCUAACCACCCAACUCUCUACUCCACAUACCUCUCUCUUCAACUACACUCCAUAUCUCUAUAAAGAUUGCAAGUCAUACACCUACAGUUAUUCAAAAUGUCGAUGCCCAAAGAGAUGCUCGAGAAUGAAUACCAGAAGCAUGCCAACAUUGCACGUGGAAUCUCCGAACAGGAACUCGAAGAACAGAAUGUCAGCGCGAUGACUGAACAGGAUACAAAGAACUGGAACCAGAAGCGAGCUGAGAAAAGAGGCAAAAAGGAAGCCAAGAGGAUGAAAAAAGCCGACGUGCUCGAAGAGAAUGCGGCCUUGAAAUCAAAGCUCUUCGAGUUGGAAUCACUGAUUAAGGAACUGGUUGAUAAAUUUGAUGAGCUGAGGACUAUUAUCCACAAUAUGCAUCCUGCCACUGAGAUAGACAGAGCUUGAAGGGGAACUGCAUUAUGGAGCUGGCAGGUACCUUUUAUCUAGCUAUUAGCUUCCUUCUACAUAGUAUUGAUCCUCAAUCAAAUUCCAACAUUCAGUUCAUUCUGCUAUUCUAUACUGUAUACUCAUCUGUCUAUGCUUUUGC